This is a messenger RNA of Sardina pilchardus (European sardine), 792 nucleotides long. RefSeq names its product carboxylesterase 5A-like. The record is from RefSeq and is a predicted model, not a curated record. NCBI's taxonomy places the organism in Eukaryota, Metazoa, Chordata, Actinopteri, Clupeiformes, Clupeidae.
AUGGCAAACAAGUUUGCCCUGCCUGGGGUGUCAGAGGACUGCUUAUACCUCAACGUGUACACUCCUACUUACCGCUGCACUGGACAAAAGCUGCCAGUCAUGGUGUGGAUGCAUGGAGGUGCUCUGUAUUUGGGAGGAGCUGCCCAGUUUGAUGGCUCUGUGCUGGCAGCUUAUCAAGAUGUUGUCGUGGUGAUCAUUCAGUAUCGCCUUGGGAUUUUGGGCUUCUUUAGCACUGGGGACUCAAAUGCUCAGGGCAACUGGGGCUUCCUGGACCAGAUAGCUGCUCUCCAGUGGGUGCAGGAGAACAUCGAGAGCUUUGGAGGAGACCCCAACUCUGUUACCAUCGCUGGACAGUCAGCUGGAGGCAUCAGUGCAGCUAUGCUACUCCUGUCUCCCCUGGCAAAAGGAUUGUUCCACAGAGCGAUCAUUCAGAGUGGAGGAUCAACAUUGGAGAGUUUCUCUACCAGAACCCCCAUGGUUUUUGCUGAGCCCGUGGAGGCCACAGAGCUUGUGGUGGAUGAAUACUUUAAGGACGCACACACACCACAGGAGAUGCGAGAUCAAUUCACUGAAAUAGUGGGGGACUACUGGAUGGUGGUUCCAGUGAUUAAAGAGGCUAGAUAUUACCAGGAUGCGGGGGCAUCAGUGUACAUGUAUGAGUUUCAGCACCGGCCCGAGGCCUACAAGUACACCAGACCCAGCUUUGUGAGGGCCGACCACUCGGACGAGAUCAUGUUCAUCUUUGGCGCUUGCUUCUGGCAUGGACACAUCAAAGUCACAGUUCGUCACUGA